CAGGACAUACGUAUGUAUGUACAGGGCUCCCGUUUAAUCCUCGCAACGGCCAGCCCUAGUUGCUUUCUUUUCUUCGGCAAAUUCUUGUCUCACCUUCUGUCUCUCUUUCUCUCUUUCUUGACUGCAUCGGCGAAUAAACGCAUGCGUAGUCGGCCCUUGGGCGUUUCCGUCAGCCUUCACCCUCACAACACGGCGUUCCAUGCAUAUGCCCAGCGCCUCGUCCACAGACUAUAUAACCGACGCCCCGCCCAUAGAUUCGGUCCCCGACGCCCCUUCCGUACUCGACGCCUCGCCCUUCGACUCUAUGCCCGCGCAAUUGGCCCCUAACAUGCCCUCUCUCGCAUCGAGGAAUGGCGCCCCUGUGCCCACGAGGAAGGAGUCGACGCCCAUGAUGCCUCCCUUCAUGGUUUCUGCGCCAGGCAAAGUCAUUGUAUACGGAGAGCAUGCCGUUGUCUAUGGAAAGGCCGCCAUUGCGGCAGCUAUAUCCCUCCGUUCAUAUCUCCACGUCUCGUUCCUUUCAAAGUCGAACCGUACCGUGCAGCUGCGCUUUCCCGAUAUUCAGAUGGAGCACACGUGGAAUAUUGACGAACUACCAUGGGACGCGUUCAGCAAGCCGGGCAAGAAGAAGCACUACUACGAACUCGUAGAAUCAUUAGAUCCCGAUCUGAUGGUCGCCAUACAACCUUUCAUAGACCAAGUGUCUCCCACUACUCCUGAGUCGAUACGAAAAAUCCACCACGCCUCGGCGACCUCCUUCUUAUACCUUUUCCUCUCGCUUGCGUCGCGCAAAGUUCCUCCUUGUAUUUAUACAUUACGUUCCACCAUUCCAAUUGGCGCCGGCCUGGGUAGCAGCGCCAGUAUAUCAGUGUGCCUCAGUACCGCAUUGCUUCUACAGAUUCGUGCUCUGAGCGGGCCCCAUCAAGACCAACCGGCACAAGAAUGUGAGCUUAACAUAGAGCGCAUCAACCGAUGGGCAUUUGUUGGUGAAAUGUGCAUACACGGGAACCCUUCUGGAGUCGAUAACACAGUGUCCUCGGGUGGUAAGGCAGUCCUCUUUCAACGGAGAGAUUACGGCCAGCCCCCGCUUGUACAACCACUACACAGUUUCCCAGAGCUACCUCUUUUGCUUGUCAACACGCGACAGUCGCGCAGCACAGCUACCGAGGUCGCCAAAGUCGCCAACCUCCGCAAAGCGCAUCCCGUCCUCGCAGAGAGCAUUCUCGACGCAAUAGGCUCCGUCACUGAAUCCGCACACAAGCUCCUCACAUCCCCAGGUUUCGAUUCAGAAUCAAUUGAAGCGCUGAAGCAUCUCGGUGAACUAGUAACCAUCAACCAUGGCUUGCUUGUUUCACUAGGCGUUUCCCACCCAAAGCUCGAACGUAUCCGAGAAAUUAUCGAUCACACAGGUAUUGGCUGGACAAAGCUCACGGGAGCAGGAGGUGGAGGUUGUGCCAUCACUAUUCUCAAGCCGCAGCCGCCCGCCCUCGCAAACGACCACCAACCGGACACAAACUCUGACAAAUCCGAUACCGCAUCUGAACCAGAUGUAGAUUGCAAUGCCUCUGUCAUUUCAACUAGCACCAAGAUGAAGUACAAGAUCCUUGAUUCGCUCGAGGUCAAGCUGGAGAAUGAAGGAUUCGAGAAGUUUGAGACGACGCUGGCUGGUGAUGGUGUUGGUAUCCUCUGGCCAGCUGUUUUGCAUAAUGGAAAUGAAGAGGAGGGUGGAGAGGAAAUUGACCAGGAAAAGUUCCUCAAUGCUGAGGGCAACGUUGGAAUCGAGAGACUAGUUGGUGUUAACAGCUCACAACGGAAGAUCUAUGGAGAAGUUAGAGAAGGAUGGAAGUUUUGGAGGCCGUGGGAUGCUGGUGAGAGUUAGAACUUGCUCUAGGUGCUGGUUUUAAUUUACUCUUCAUACCGCUGUCAUGCUUGUAGCAUCGAUGCGCAUCUUAAUUUUCUGUUUUCUUUUUCUUCACAUAGGGUAUAGUUAUAGGGUUGUGUCACUUUGAGGAACCAUGAAAAAGUUUGGUAUAUGCAGUGUCCGUCAAACGAGUCCUGGGG
Molecule: messenger RNA, 2058 nt
Organism: Bipolaris sorokiniana ND90Pr
Lineage: Eukaryota; Fungi; Ascomycota; Dothideomycetes; Pleosporales; Pleosporaceae
Exons: 3
Coding region: 206-1876 (556 amino acids)
Biological process (GO): isoprenoid biosynthetic process; ergosterol biosynthetic process
Cellular component (GO): cytoplasm
Molecular function (GO): mevalonate kinase activity; ATP binding
Source: RefSeq, a predicted model, not a curated record